CGUACACGUACGGGGAACGGGGGGUGGUUUGAUUGGGCCAAUUCGAGGCAAUUCCUGGCGAUUGCUGAUUUCAUUGAGCUUGCGCUUAAGAGUGGUUGGCUCAGUGCUACGCCAACUGCCGACCAACAGAGACAUGGAUCUCUUCCUCGGGAUGACGAAGAUACUAUAUAUUACCUUUCGCCUCGAUCUCGAUCAAUCGGUCAUCGACACGUGGAUCUCACGUUUCGCAAUUUCUCAUCGAUUUUUGUUCACCUCGCUCGUCAAGGAGAAUUCGUCGUGUAGAAAUAUCGCCUCGGCUUCCACGUCUAUAUUUCGCUGAAAACGAAAGAUGAAGAAUGAAAAGGUGAAAAGAUGAAGAUGAAGAAGGAUAAAAGAGUGGGAAAGUUGUUGAUUGGCGUUGUAAAAUGGUGUACGUGUCUCGAAUGUGUAUCUCAGUUUGAUGAUAGUAAUGAGUAAUCGAAAAGGAGAGAAAAUUUGUCCUUCCAAGGAUUUUAAUUAUUAAUAAACGGGAUAUUUGUAUACCCUUCGCUCUGUGCCUGAAAAAUUUAAACGAUCAGAAAGAUGAUACGUUGCAAGCAAAAGAAGAAGAGGCGUAUAAUCACGUCUCGGGAUUCACGAUAAGAUGGGAGGUAAGGAGACAAGUGUUACGAUGCACGUUAAUUAUCUUCAUCUGCGCACAAUGAUGCUUCCUUAAACGUUGUAUACAGUUCGCUUUAUCGUAUACCGAAAGAAAAGAGAAAUCAGUUGCUGUUGGCGCUGAAAUUCCUUCAAUUUCAAGUCGUUUUAAGAAUUCUCCGACAUCUUCAUCUCUUAAUUUCCGGGUCACGUUACGUAUUACAUACUUCUGAACGUAAUCGCGGAAACCGGGCAAGGUGGGAAACGAACCCGUCCACUUCCCACGAAACGAUUCUCUCUUAUUUCUAUUCCCACGAGUGCCUCUAAUGCGUAACCCUCGCGCGGGACCGUUCGUACCCCGUGUCACCUCCACCCCCAUCCGCGCGCCAGCAGAUCGUAAGAGAGACGUUUUUUGCGCGCAGGUCAGAAGGGGAGGGGGAGAGAGAUAAUGGAGAGGGAGAAGGGGGACAAGUCGCUCACGGACCACGGGGACCUGCGGAGACGAGGUGGAGCGAGGAGAACGACGGUGCUGGACCAUGAGGGGCAGCAUCACCGCGCCCGCAUGAAGCAGGAUUGGCCGGGGUCCCGGGUAUGGGGGCGGUCUGGGCCGGCGUGACGCGGAAAAUAUAAGCCUGUGUGAGUGGCGGCUGAUUAGCCAGAGGCUCGGGACGUGGAGUAGUGGCGAGAGUGUCCCGAUAGAGAGAAGAGAGGACGGACGGUAUUCUCUCGUAUCGAGGGAGACGUCGGUCGUCGGUUCGGUCCAGUUCUUCCAAGGUCCGCCGCGAAUAAUCGGCCGGCACAUCGCGCGAGUUAACGCCGCUUAAAACUAAUCAAAAUUAAUCAUAACCCAGGCAACAAUUGAUCGCAAUUGCCGCGCGCGGUCCAUUACGGGCAAUCGGGCAAUCGGGCGACGCCGCGAUCCUCUUCCCUUUUUUUUUUUCUUCCUAACGGCGGGAAGCGGAAGAACCUCGAAGGAGCCUCCGAUGACGGGCGUGAUCGACGCUAAGGUGAGACGGUGAUCUCGCCCGGCUCUCGGAUUUCAAUUUAACCGCGUCGGUCACUCCACGCGAGGAUGUGAAAUUGACAGAAGAGAUCUCAGAGAAAAAGGCUUCACGGAAGAUGACAGAAGUUAUAUGAAAUGACAACUCCAAGCCGCAAGUUCGAUUGAAUUGAUUAAAAUUCGAAAAUCGAGAGUCGAGGUUCUGUGCAAGAUUCUCCGCGAGCCUGGUGAUUACAAAUAAUUGAACUUUUUGGUAAAUCAAAUCCGUCAGUGCGAAUUGAACGCGGAAUGAAAAUGAAAACUCAAAUGCGAGAGAAGAGGGAGUUAGUAAAUAAUUGAUGAUCAAUCGAAAUCAAUUUCCCAGUUUCUCACUUCCGGAUCGACAGUGACAUAUAAUCUCUCUGAGACCGAGAAGAUAUUACUUCGUAAGAGGAAACAUUUUGCACCUUGACAAAACGUGCACAAACUGCUCCUUUGGAAAAGGAAUCCCAUUCAAGAGAUUACGGUAGAAAUUGAUCAAAGAUGGACGGCGCACCCUCGUGGGACGAUCCGAUAUUCUCGGACUUUGGGACUCGCGGCGGGACCACCGGGGCCCAUAGUAUCCAGGUGAUGCUGAGUUUGCACGGAGGCGGCGGCCAUCACGGAAGCGGCGACCUGAUGCCAACCGGCGGCGGUCAGCUCCAUAAGCUGGACUCGUCCAACAGCCCGUCGCCGCAUCAUCAGGCCGCGUCGCAGCAUCAGCAUCAUCUGCAGCAACAGCAACAGCAGCAGCAGCAACAGCAGAAGGAGCUCAAGGAGCUCGAGUUGUCCGGUAUGUACGCGCCGUUGCCGCCGCAGACCCAGGACGUCACCACCUCGACGUCUACGAGUGUCACGCCGACCUCGACGAGUCUCCAGCAGGGUCUGCAACUCGGAAACGCGCUCAAGAGGAAACCGGACGACGCGAUCAACGCGCUCGCGCCAGUCAGCAGCGAGACGCAGCCAGCUAAGAAGGAUUCGAAAAAGAAGACUGACAACAAUAACAUCAAGAAGAAAAAGACAAGAACAACUUUCACGGCCUAUCAACUGGAGGAAUUGGAAAGAGCCUUCGAACGAGCGCCUUACCCCGACGUUUUCGCGCGCGACGAACUCGCGUUGAAGCUCGCCCUGUCGGAGACUCGCGUGCAGGUGUGGUUUCAGAAUCGUCGUGCGAAGUGGCGGAAGAAAGAACCGCCGCGCAAGACCGCCGGUUACAUGGCCGCAGGUUCCGCCAGCCCCGGACUGUCAGGCUCCUUCACGUCGCUCAACAACACCUUGAACCCGUUCGCAUCGCCGACGACGGCGACGGCGCCGCCGGACGCCUGGGCGUACUCGCCGGCGACGUACGACCUGGCGCCGCAUCUGAACCUGCUGAGCCCGUCCAACUCGCCGUACUCGACCGCGGCCGCGGGCUUCGGCAACAACGGCAGCGUCUCGUACUCGUCCUAUGCGAGCAUGCUGCCGACGCAGCACGACGCCGCGCUGUUCACCACGCCGGCCGCCGCCGCCGGCAACACCAUGCGAGUCCACCAGGACUACAUGAACCCCGGCGGCGGCAGCAGUCCGCCGCCACCCGGUGGACCGCUCACCCGCGCCGACUAUCAGACCAUGGUGACGCACUCGCCACCCACUCACCUGGGCAACUCCAUGUCCGAGGACGAGCACGGUGGCUGCCUCGCGGACAAGUACGCGCACGAGCAGGCAGCGGCCGAGUACGGCCAGCAGCAGCAGCAGCAACAGCCGCCGCCGCCGACCGACCAGAAGCAGGACUACGGCAUGCACUCGCCGCAGGCGCGCCAGGCCAUGAAGGAUCAGGUCAUGGUCAAAAGUGAGCCCGGCAGCCAACCGAGUUACGUGCAGCUGCCUCCUUUUCUGAACUGACUCGCGGCCUCCUCCGCUCUAGAUCUCUUCUAGGCGAUUCUUGCGAUCUGUCCGUGUUUCGUGACGAGGAGCGCGAGGAGUAUUAGGUCCUGGACUUACAGAUCGCGUUAACUUCGACUCGGCGCUACUCUUACAUCGUAGCUCUCGAUGAUGAAUGAGCAAAAUUCAAUUAUUUAAUGACGCAAGGUUGAGAUUGGAAUUGAUAUAUUUUAUUGAAAAAUGUUAUUUAAAUUGUGAGCCUCGGUAAGAUCCCGAUCAGCGCAGCAUUUCGAUUUUCUCGAAAGGAUACAAAUAAUGAUAAGUCCUAGGAUCUCGAACUCGAAUUAUUCGCGACAGCCGCGAUAUUUCUGUACUUGUUGCUUGGGUGAUCGCGAGUAACGCGUCGCUUUACGCAUGAGAGUGGCUUCUGUCAAAUUCCGAUUAAACUUAAUUGGCAAUUGACAAUAUCUGCAGUACUUUGUUAACAUCAACGGAAUCAAUUUCUUAUUUUAUUGACAAGAAAAAAAGAUUAGAGAUUCGGGAUAACAAAUUAUAUAGGUAGUUAAAAUUUUUUCUAUCAAAUUAGAUAAAAAUUGCCGAUUAAAUUGCGGAGUUUAGUUGAAGCCUUAUAGAGUCCGUUUCUAUCAAUGUAGAUUAUAUUUAAUCUUGGUUUUACUUUCUUUUUAUCUUUCACUAUUUAUUUCAUAUAAAACUAGAAAAAGAUGAAAAGUAAGUUAAACCGAGAAUAUAAAGUUAAUUCAUAUUUCUACAUUCAUGGAUUUAAAUGGAUGUAAGUCGAUUGAUCUAUGUACGAGAAUUCCGAAGAAAAAAGAUAUAAAAAAUAUUUUGAGGAUAUAAAAUAUUUUAUUUAAUGGAAGGAAAGAUAUAUACACAUAUAUUUAUAUAAGAAUUCGAUUUUCGCUGCUCUGGUAAUUUUAUUUUGGAAACGGAAAAUGAAAUAGAGAAAAUGUAAAUGAAAAGUUAACUCACUUGAGCGGUAUCUCGCGAUGACUUCGCAUUUGGAAACGCUUCCUCCCAGUUAGUAAGGAUAAAAAGAUAUUCUUAUAAUAAAAAUGAUUUUUAUAAUGUUAUGCUAUCAAAAAUUAUCCUGUUUAAAAAAAAAUAAUUUUUCUGAUUUUUCUAAUUCAGUCGAUGAAAGAGAAAGAGAAAGGCAGAACAAACCAGAUGUAUUACUAGAUUUGUAAUGUAAUUCGAGACAAUUUUUUGUGCCUUGAAUAAUUAACGCCUUACGCGCAGUGCCUUUUUGCGUUAGAAAAGAGUGAAUUUUAAUCAAAAUAAUCCGCUUUAUGUAUGUUGCAAUAUUCAAUUUCUGUGUAACAAAAAUUUGUAAUAAAUAAAAAACAAAGCAAAAUUGA
This is a messenger RNA of Monomorium pharaonis (pharaoh ant), 4869 nucleotides long. It is a transcript of the gene repo, whose product is annotated as retinal homeobox protein Rx-A. Lineage: Eukaryota; Metazoa; Arthropoda; Insecta; Hymenoptera; Formicidae. The transcript is spliced from 4 exons. The record is from RefSeq and is a predicted model, not a curated record. The coding region runs from base 2138 to 3514 and encodes 458 amino acids. Gene Ontology annotation, molecular function: DNA-binding transcription factor activity, RNA polymerase II-specific; RNA polymerase II transcription regulatory region sequence-specific DNA binding. Gene Ontology annotation, biological process: regulation of transcription by RNA polymerase II.